Messenger RNA from Manis pentadactyla (Chinese pangolin), 1051 nucleotides. RefSeq names its product nuclear envelope pore membrane protein POM 121C-like. The transcript is spliced from 5 exons. The record is from RefSeq and is a predicted model, not a curated record. Bases 102 to 659 code for a protein of 185 amino acids. Lineage: Eukaryota; Metazoa; Chordata; Mammalia; Pholidota; Manidae.
AUUUCCCUUUUAGGCCUGGGCCUCUGAAGAGAGGCCUCAAUGUCCAGAGCUCAGAUGGCCACCUAAAUAAGAGAUUCCGCCCCUACAAACGUGGCAUCCCUAUGUCUGGUCGCAGUCACAAUGCCAUUCCCAGCGACUACAGCUCGACUGGAGGGGUGUCUCAGCUCCGUAAGAGAAGAGGUUCCGGUGCCUCAUCCUUCUCCAUCCCCACCUCGUGCUACAUGAAGACAAUAGAGAGGCCAGCAAAGAAAAUGAGAGAAGAGGAGCUUCCUCCUAACUCUGGCUCCUCAGCUCCCUUGGGAAGUGACACGCAGUCCCAGGGAGAACAGGCUACAACCACAUCUGGGAAGGCCAACUCCAGGGAUUCUCCACCCAGCAGCACCCGGCCACGCAAACGCAAAUUCCAACUGGUGCCCUCCAGGCGAGGGAUCCCGCUUAUCUUGCCUGAAACACCCAUCCUCGGCUAUCCCAUCACAGUCGAGGAUUAUGAGCAAGUUCAGACCGACUGGGUGAAGACCAUCUUCGAGGAUAAGACUGGUGAGGAAUACGGGUUAAUUUCACACCCCAGAGAUGGUUCCCUUUGGUUUUAUUUUGGUCUUUCUCCUCUGAGAAAUCCAGCUCUUGGGUUCUCAGUGGACUCCGAGCACAGUGAGCACUGACGUUGAGAUGAAGCAUUUCUACACGAGUUUCCCUGAGUCCCUGAGCCUCCCCGUGCCCUGCGAGGCCCCUGGAAAGAAUUCUCCCACCAGGGAGGACAAGCCCACCUUUCUUUCUUCCUUGGAAACUGCCCCAAACUCUGAGAGUGCGAACCCUCCUGGCCCUCCACCUUCUAAUCUCAUCCUGCCUGCUGCAGGGACUGCUGCUUCCUCAGCCUCCCUCCCAGCCCCAAGCACUAACCUGCUGCUGGGCAGCUUGGGGGAGUUGGCAAACUCCCUGGGCCUACCAUCUUUCCCAGGUGAGCGGGACAGCUUUCUGAGGAGCACAAAGUGUCAUCAGCCUCUGCUUAGGUGAAAGCAGCAUGCCAGUCAGUCACUGAAAAGGUUGAACCUGC